Molecule: messenger RNA, 2542 nt
Organism: Varroa destructor (honeybee mite)
Lineage: Eukaryota; Metazoa; Arthropoda; Arachnida; Mesostigmata; Varroidae
Molecular function (GO): lysozyme activity
Source: RefSeq, a predicted model, not a curated record
AUUCGAAACAGCCGAGUGUUGAGGGCGAGUCACGCUGCCAACGUUUGAUUCCCUCGCCUGAGGGAAAGACGUCUUAGCGCUCCUCCCCCGUUGCUUCAUCAAGUAACGAAAUAGCGGAUGUUUCCUCAGCCCCUUCGUUGAUCGUCGCCUUUUCGUGUCUGACUAAACAGCUACGCAAUGAACGACCCUAUAGAUAGAUACGUAUUUUUGCCGUUUUCCUUUCAGUUCCAUUCUCGAGUUCCUAAAUAUUUUCUGUGAAACAACACAAUGCAACGACUGGAUGAGUAUUUUAUGUACUUGCGAACCAGUAAUAAGUCGGCUGGCCGUCCAUCUGUUAAACGAUUAACACAAUUGUUUGCGAAAUCUAAUCCUCCUUCUUUAGUUUCUACGCAGUGGACAUUCUUAACCUCCUCGGUUGAAAUAUUGCAAAGUCCAGAUGAAGCCUUCAUCCAACUAUGAGUUACCGUCCGGCCAUUUCUAGUUACUCUCAAUGUUACGCAAUAUUCUUAAAGAUUCAUUCCGCUGAUAUAUUGGACAGUCACGCUGGAUGUGUAGGUAGAGGUAGUACAAAACGAUUGGCAGAAAGCGUCAAUAUAGGGCGGGUCGUCGUUGCGGUGCAGUACUGAAAUGGCAGUCGACAUAUCGAGGUGACCCAUUGAGCUGGAAUAUGGAGUUACAUCUUUCUUCAGCCAUUUUUUUCUUGAUCGUCGUGAUGUCGGCGUGGACGCUUUUUUCUACAAUUGGCGAAGCUAAAGUGUUUUCGAAAUGUGACUUUGUCGCCGAAGCUAAAAAACAUUUUCCAGUGGAACAGAUCGAUAAAUUACAAACUUCUGCCUAUUCAAUGCUUGAGCUAUUUUUCGAGUUUUGCUAGGGACGUGCAUUGCUCGCUACGAGAGCAACUUCAACACCGACGCAAUCAAUACGGGUAAUUGGGACAACUCAACUGACCACGGCAUUUUUCAGGCUGUACCCGAGGGAUGGAACGGCACGAGACUGACCGAAAAGCUAAAAUCGAGUAUCUGUUGCUCACAUAGGAGCAGUUCGACCACAAAUUUGAAAACAGGCAAAAUAGAAUGAAUUUCAUUUUCGGGAAGAUCCCUCUUAACUCUCUUCGGACAAAGGCUGCUUCGUAAGCAACUAUUGUAUAUUUCGUUGAAAGGGAAAGACACUGGUAUUGUUAAUAGUUACGUAGUCGCUCUUUUCGAGCUCUACUGUAGAUAACCCACUCAUAUAAUUUUACACGAAUAUUCAUAGAAAAAAAAAAAUGAUACUUGCCUAAUCUAGAAAAUAGGUUACCCAAACGCCAUUUAUUGUCAAAGCGUUAGCGAACUGAUGCCAAAGCAACGCUGCGCGUUGAGCAAGAGAAACCAGCAGGAGGUGUACUAUUCAUGUUUUAACAUCAAUGAUCGAUAUUGGUGUUCGCCAGGACCAGCCAACAUCUGCAACGUCAGCUGUGAAGCUCUACGGUCGGAGAAUUUAACAGAAGCAAUUGCGUGCGCCCAACGAAUUUUAUCGAUUCAGGGCUUUAGCGCCUGGACCGUGUACCCACUCUAUUGCAAUAACAGCUUCAACUAUAGUCAAGACUGCAACACUCCGGGUAGCGACUUUAGUUCCAGAAAGUUUAGCUUCUCGUUUGCAGCCCCGCCAUCGCUUUUCAAUCCACUUGAUAGUAGAGUCGCAGCAGACAGAAACGUAAUAACUGCAGUGAGCAGAAUCACAACUCCGUAUGUCAAAAACACAGCUUUGCCUUCACCGACCGGAGGUCCUAUAAUUAAAGGAACUAUCGGGUCGAUAUCAACGUACUUAUCGUAUUCUACAACAAAAGCAUCACCAGCAGCCCUUCAAAACGACCUAAGCUCGUCAACAACCGAUUUGGGGGUUACAGUUUCCAGUUUAGCGUUUUCCACUUCCUCCUCGGGAAUUUAUCGUGACAGAACCUUUAUUGCUACCACAGUACCGUACUCGUCUUCGACGCUCGGACUCGGGCAGAAUUUUCGUCCAGGACCUCAGGGAACUACAGCUCCGCCACACCUAAAGAAACACAUCCAGAGAAACGAUACUUCACCGUAAAAAAUACUGGCUGGUAGUAAGGAAAUAGGUGUUCUGUUCCCCUAACGAACAGCGUUCCAGUGCAAUAAAGUGAUAUCUUCUAAUAAAGUUGGAAUGCUAAUGGAAUUUAUUUAUAUGUAUGAAAAAAAUCCAAGUUGAAAAAUCUAUAGGAACUUGCAAUCUAAAUUAAGAGGUAAUUUAUUCGAAAGAGGACUACGCGAAAAUAUGAUGCAGCUAAAAAGCACUACCGAAAGCUUGUAGACGCAGUAUCGAAUCUCAAUUGGUAAAAACCGAGCCUAUUAUUGUAAGCUAAGUAGCGAACCCGGUGGCUUGACUAUUUUUCACCACUAAUAAAAUUCACUUCAAUAAAUGUAUAUAAUUUUUGAAAUUUAUGUAAUAUUAUCAUAGACUUGAGUCCGUUAACUAAGGCGCAUGAGUUCCUGAAAGUCAAAAGGAACCCUUUUCGGCUAUGUUAGGAUAUUUUACCGUAAAU